GAUCACCCUUCCUUUUUAUCUACCUUUCCUUUUAAUGCUUGAAAAGAUGCUCCUUUGUUGAUCAACAUGAAAACAAAAGGGACAGAAGCUCUUCUCAAUUUCUGCGGCCUGCGGGACUGGAGAAGCUUUUUAUCUUUGCGUCUUUGCCUUAGUUGAGGUUUGAAGUUCUGGACUUUGAUUUUGUCAUUCAUGGUAACAGCUGAUACCUGUUGAGAAGCUAUUUCGGUGGAAGGGAACACUGAAAUAUUGGAAGCGAUAGCUUUUGAAGUUGGUACCUUUUGGCUUUGGUGGGUUUUUGGUAUUGUUAUUGGGAAAUUUAAAGUGGGUUUUGUUGUAAGAGUUGGAUUUAUUAAAAUUUUUGUAUUGGGUAUGUUCCAUUGUUGAUAGCUUUUUUGCUGUAUAGAUGGUCAUGGAUCGAUCUUUAAAAGGAUUAUAUGGUUCUGUGAGUGGCUUAAAGCUCAAUGAUGAGAUCCUUUCUGUUUUAUCAGGUCAGAAUCUUGUUAAUGGAUCGAACUUGGAUAAUUGCUUAGUCAGCCAAAACUAUGCCAAUGUUCCUUCUUUGCUACCUGAUCUAACUCUAACCCCUAAUAGUUCGAUCUCGUCUUCGAGUAAGAGCCAAAUUGGGGAUUCCCAUGAGGAUUUUGAUUUUAGUGAUGUGGUACUGAAGUACAUUAGUGAGAUGCUUAUGGAAGAAGAUAUAGAAGAGAAAACAUGUAUGUUUCAAGAAUCUUCAACAGCGCUUCAAGCUGCUGAGAAAUCAUUGUAUGAACUUAUAGGGGAGAAGUAUCCUCCUUCACCCAAUUGUGAAUCAGCAUCUGAGUUAGAUCAAAACCACAAAAGUUCAGAUCAAAAUCCUGACUCGAAUUACGUUAAUUAUACUAGUAGUUCAAGCUGCAGUAGUGGUAGUAACUUGGUAGAUCCUGGGUUGAACUGCAAUCUGAGUGAGUAUAACCCCUUGAGAUAUGUUUCUCAAUCUGCUUCCCAGUCAUCUCAUAGUUCUGGGAACAGCACAGGUGCUGGUGUUGAUUGGUUUGUGGAUUCUCCAGCGAGUACAAUUUCCGAGAUAUUUAGUGACAGUGAGUCUAUUAUGCAGUUUAGAAAAGGGUUUGAAGAAGCAAGUAAGUUCAUUCCAAAUGGUAGUCUGUUUAUUGAUUUGGAGAGUAAUGGACUGUUUCUGAAAGACCUGAAUGAAGAGUCUAAGGACGUGGCAGUUAAGGUUGAGGAGAAGCAGGAGAUUGGGUACUUUCCAGAUGAUUCAAGGAAAAAGAAGAAUCCUUAUUCAGAAGAUUUGAAUUUAGAGGGAGGAAGGAGUAACAAGCAGUCUGCAGUUUGUACUGAAUCAACUGUAAGUUCAGCAGAUUUUGAUACAAUAUUGCUGAACUGUGGACAAAGUGAAUCUGCACUUCGUGAAGCUUUGCAGAAUGAAAAAAGCAAGAAUGUGCAGCAGAAUGGACAGAUAAAAGGGUCUGGUGGUGGAAAGGGUCGAGGUAAGAAACACGGAGGUAAAAGGAAUGUAGUGGAUUUGAGAACACUUUUGACCCUUUGUGCACAAGCUGUUGCGGCAGAUGAUCGUAGGAAUGCAAAUGAUCUGCUGAAGCAAAUCAGACAGAAUGCUUCUUCUACAGGCGAUGGGAUGCAGAGAGUAGCCCACAUUUUUGCUGAUGGCCUUGAGGCACGCAUGGCUGGCUCAGGAACCCAGAUUUACAAAGCAUUUAUGAGAAAGCAUACAUCAGCUUCUGAUGUCUUGAAAGCCUACCAUCUGUUUCUUGCAGCAUGUCCUUUUAGGAAGCUGUCCAAUUUCUUCUCAAAUAAAACAAUUAUGAAUGUGGCUCAAAAUGCAAGAAAACUACAUAUUGUUGAUUUUGGAAUUCUUUAUGGUUUCCAAUGGCCUUGCCUUAUUCAGCGUCUCUCAUCUAGGCCGGGUGGACCUCCCAAGCUUCGAAUUACUGGGGUUGAUUUUCCACAUCCAGGUUUCCGACCAGCAGUAAGGGUCGAGGAGACAGGACGCCGCUUGUCAAACUAUGCAAAAACUUUCAAUGUUCCAUUUGAGUUUAAUGCUAUAGCACAGAAGUGGGAUACAAUCAAAAUCGAGGAUCUCAGGAUAGAUAAAGAUGAGGUUCUUGUUGUGAACUGUCUGUACCGUUUAAGAAACCUACUGGAUGAGACUGUGGUGGUGGAAAGUCCAAGAAAUACUGUUCUCAAUCUGAUCAGGGAGAUGAACCCGGAUGUUUUCAUUACCGGGAUUGUAAAUGGAGCGUACAGCGCUCCAUUUUUUAUCACACGAUUCCGAGAGGCUCUCUUCCACUACACAACUCUGUUUGAUAUGCUGGAGACUAAUGUGCCUCGAGAAAUCCCGGAGAGGAUGCUGAUUGAGAGAGAUAUUUUUGGAUGGGAAGCAAUGAAUGUCAUUGCAUGUGAAGGUGCUGAGAGGAUUGAGAGGCCAGAGACAUACAAGCAGUGGCAGGUUCGUGCUUUAAGAGCUGGGUUUAGGCAGCUACCAUUGGACCGGGAGAUCUUCGCAGCAGCAAAAGAGAAGGUAAAUGCACUAUACCAUAAAGAUUUUGUGAUUGACGAAGAUAGCCAGUGGUUGCUCCAAGGAUGGAAGGGUCGGAUUAUUUAUGCACUCUCUUCAUGGAAGCCUGAUUCUUAAAAUGUGCUCCUCUUCAUAUCAGUAGACAGGAUCAUAAGGUUCGACUUGUGGCCUGUUUACUACCCACAUGCAAUGAUGGUUUCUAUCAUGAAUUUCUGAAUCAAUAACUUUAAGGACAUUGGCAGUGGAUUGUUUUCUGUUGCUGAUUAUGAUGCUAUACAAUGGCAAUUCUUCAGUUGCAUGCAGCAGCAGCAGCAAUUGUCAAUUUGAUAAGGUGAAAGAUUCAUCUGAUCUACAUGAAGCCCGGUUCUUGUAUCAUGGUAAAUAUAUGAAUGCAGGAAAAGGAAAGGGAAGAAAGAAAGGAAUGGUACCUGAACCCUCCUCUCUCAUGGUUUCAACAGAAGCAAUUCUAAAUUAAUGCUUAUUUUUAGGGUAGUUAAUAGUGAUUCAAAAUUAAUGCAGUAUUGGACUGGCUGUUCUUUUACUUGAAAAUUUUGUUGCAAAAGAGGUCAUCUUCAUGGCUAUGGCAUUAACUUUCAAGCAGACCUUGUAUAGAAUCUAUCAACUUCAGUAAUGUUUUCCUUGUUUAUCAGUAA
Molecule: messenger RNA, 3186 nt
Organism: Manihot esculenta (cassava)
Lineage: Eukaryota; Viridiplantae; Streptophyta; Magnoliopsida; Malpighiales; Euphorbiaceae
Product: scarecrow-like protein 9
Exons: 3
Coding region: 404-2650 (748 amino acids)
Biological process (GO): regulation of DNA-templated transcription
Cellular component (GO): nucleus
Molecular function (GO): DNA-binding transcription factor activity; sequence-specific DNA binding
Source: RefSeq, a predicted model, not a curated record